Dromaius novaehollandiae (emu) is the source of this 4320-nucleotide messenger RNA. RefSeq names its product C1q and TNF related 12 (gene C1QTNF12). Gene Ontology annotation, biological process: positive regulation of D-glucose import across plasma membrane; negative regulation of gluconeogenesis; positive regulation of insulin receptor signaling pathway. The record is from RefSeq and is a predicted model, not a curated record. Gene Ontology annotation, molecular function: hormone activity. Lineage: Eukaryota; Metazoa; Chordata; Aves; Casuariiformes; Dromaiidae. The coding region runs from base 1114 to 2076 and encodes 320 amino acids. The transcript has 8 exons.
AUGGAAACUCUUUCAGGAAAGACGUACUUAUUUGCUGAGGUAAAGCAAAGGCUGAGGAGGGCUUUGCCAGUGUGCAGCUGGGGAAAGGAGCAACGAGAAAAAUCAGAGGUGAUCUACACUUGGAGGUACCUGAAAUUUCUCCGGAUGUAAAGGGAAACGAGGAUGAAAAAAAAUACAAGAUUCUGCAUCCUGACAGCUAUUUGCAGCACAGGGAUUUACUGCUCAUCAUCUCAUUAAAGAAAAGGGAAGAUAAAGCCAGCCAAAGAGGGAGAGAAACUAGACUUGGGAAAACUUUAUCUGCUCCUAAUGGACUUAGGCAUAUCCUCAGAUUCUUUGCUUGCCUGUUUUAACUUUUAUCGUAUGUGAGAAAUCAAUUUGCUGCUUAGAAGACUGAGCACUUGGCUGGGCUCUAAUGUUUUCAGCCCCUUCAGAAGAGCAACAGCUGUAGCAACCUUGGCUUACAGUUCCCCAGCAUCUUGGAAAGAAAAGAUGGGAACUUGUCACUGAGGAAGGGGAGGUAUCCUUGAAGCAAGGAUGGACGAAGCCUAUUGAACCCUGCUUUGAACUGGAUGCAACACACUGACUUACAGAAGGCUAAAUCUUCUGUUGAAGAGGAAUAACCUAACAAACCUCCUAAUGGGUUUGUGUUGUCAGCUGUGGCCUGAGCAACUGUUGCCCUGAGCCAUUUAACUUCUCUAGGUUUCAUAGUUGUGUGCAUUUUAAUUGAGUCUGAAGACUUAUUGGGCAAGGUGUGUGUGUGUGUGUGUGCAGGGGCACCUCAAGGUAGGUGGCAGGACUUUCCAGGGCCUCUUGUAUUUAUGUAAACUUCAAAGGGCUGAGUGGACUUACCUUUUCAAGUGAAUCCAGAUUUUUAAACAAGUUUAUCUAUACCAUUUCAAUGUGUCCUGCUUGAACAGAGAUUUUUCCAGCCACCAGGAUAUUUGCACAUGCUGCUCAUUUGACAUUGCAUAGCCCAGUAGAUCACCAUUAGUAGCUUUAACCUUUUUUUUUAUUAUUCUUUUAGAGAGAAGUCUGUGUUUAUUCCUACUAUUGGUGGUGGAAGUUUUUGCACUUGCAGAGUGCCCUUCCUGACUCAGCCCCUCCCUUUUCAAAAUGAAGGGGUACAUCUGGGUAUUUGUGGCAACUUUACUUUGUCAGCAGCUUUGCCUCUUCAGAGUGAUGGCAGCAAAGAAAGAGAGAAAGAUGAAGAAAGAACCUAAUCAGUAUACAGAGCCUUUCAAUAUUACCCUGUCAAACAGUGAAGAACUGCAUGGGCAUCCCAAGAUUCUAGGAUCUCCAGAUCCUCGAAUCACAGAUCCACGACGUACCUGGAUCUCCUUUGUUCACCGCCCAGAUGAUGGCAACACCUCCAAAAGGAAAUGCAAAGGGAAAGACAAGAAAUUACGUGGCCUUGUUGGGCCACCGGGACCUCCUGGCCCCCAGGGACCUCCAGGAGCACCUGGUGCUGAAGUCACCCGGGAAGUCCUUCUGCAGGAGUUUAAGGAUAUAUUAAAAGAAGCCAUUGAGCGGCGGGCAUCCCUGGCUAUCUCAGCCCAUCCUAGCCAGCUACCUCCACUCCUGCUCUCCUUGGAGGAAGCUUCACCCCACAGACGCAUAGAGGAGGCGUUCCACUGCAAGCUAAAAGGACAAGUUGUUGUAGAUAAGAAGACCUUGGUAGAACUUCAGAAUUUCCAGUCGCCUCUGGCUAAAGGAGCUUUUCUCCGGGGGACAGGCUUAAAUCUGGCAACAGGACGUUUCACAGCACCUGUGUCUGGCAUCUACCAGUUUUCAGCCAAUGUCCACAUUGAUCACAGUGAGUUGAAGAGUAAAGUCCAGCUCCGAGCCAGAGACAAUGUCCGAGUGUUGAUCUGCAUUGAGUCUCUCUGCCACCGAUACACGUCUUUGGAAGUCAUCGCUGGUCUGGAAAGUAACAGCAAAAUCUUCACUGUCUAUGUGCAUGGCUUACUGCAGCUGCAGGCUGGUCAGUACACCUCCAUAUUUGUGGACAACAGUGCGGGAGCUCCCAUCACCAUUCAGAAUGGAUCAGAUUUCAUGGGCAUGUUAAUGGGUGUGUAACAUUAACAUGUGCAGCAGUGUAGCAGGGAAGAAUAUGAAUUAGAGCCUUGCAGUAUAUAUUUGACUGAAGAAAUGUUUACUUUGACCUUUGAGGACUGCUUCCUGUAACUUGUUGGCAUCUUUUUAAACACAGCGAAGAACCUUUUCUUUUGCAGACACUUUAGCUUGCUUUCAGGGAUUUUUCAAGGUGCACACCAGUUCAUCAUAAAAAUAUACUUUUAUAAUUCAGAAACAAACUCUAUACUAUUCAACUUGUGCUUCACCAGAUGCUCACUGAACAAUACACUGAAGUUUGGAAUUUGUUACUUUAUAACUUUGUCACAAUAACACUUGUAAUCAACAUGUCUUUGGCAUUGAUUUUUGGGGUGUUUGAGUUUGUAAAUGAAGGAUUCAGAGGAGAAGUAAAGUAGGGGCUAUAUUCUGUGUGUUGUGGAGGAAGGAGAUAAGGAUUUGCCAGGAAAACUGUUUUUUCAUACAAUUGGAAAAGAUACAGGUACUCUGUCUUACUCAAACUUGGAUAUACCUGGCAAGAGGCAUGCUGAAUACUCAGACAAUGCCCACUUUGCAGGUGUGAAUGCAAGGCCUGAACUCUUUGAUUGUGGUUCUUUACAUCUAAGUAUUUCCUUGAUCUGUUGAUGAAACUGAAUAUUUUGUUGCCUGCAUAGUUUUGUUUUUAUGAAGGGAAAAGACCAACCAGACAAGGGCACCAGUUCUAGCGUGAUCAGCAUGUAUUCUUAUGUUUCAGUAAGAUGUAAAUUUGGUUUUGGCCAUAUAUUCAUUUAAAAAUGUGUCAAUUUACACUAGAACCAAAAGGCAGGCAAAGACAGUGAGACUAGCAGCCUCAGAUCAGAUACGUCACCUGUUUAUGGUGCUUGUUUGACUGCAUUGAAAUAAUGAAUGAAAACUUACGAUGAGGCUUACUUCCACUGGGUGGUCAGGGUCAUAUAAAGUCUAUCUGAGCUCUGCUUGGAGGUUGUAAGUGCUGUCAAAGACCCUCUGAAAGCCAACUUGAAGGUAAUGAAUGUGUUCUGGGUUUGUACAAGUCUCAGUUUGCGAAUAUAGGCAUGCAAAAUUGAUCCUCAAAAGCAGCUUUCCAUGUAGCACCAGACUAUAAACUCAUCUUAAUAAAGUCAAAAGAUACUGACAUUUCAUGUGUCAGUCAGGAUGUUGCCCAAGAUGUGGUUAACAAUUCUGCAAUUAAAAGCAAACAAACCAACCCACUCAUUUCAUGUACCUCUGUAGCUUUUCGCUUUACACUUGGCCCUUCUUUUGAUGCAACUUAAAUAAGGAAAUGUCUGGAUAACAAUCCGAUAAAUAGGUCAUAGCAAGGCCAAAAGUGGAGUCCAGAUACUUGAUCCUGAAUGUCCGUGGUGAAUAGGAGAUAUCCAUUGUAUAAUGUUGUAACUUUUGACGAUCUGCUGCAAUAUCUUCAUGCAAUGAAAACAGAGACUGCUGGGGAACACCAGGAGGCAUGCAAGAUGGUCAUCCGUUGCUGUGUCUGUAGGUCAAGAUGAUCAAUAUAUGCUGUUUCUACAAGCUCCAGUAAUACUGCUGUUGAGGUCAGUGCACAAAGAUGCCUUAUUUCAAGAGCUGUGGAAAAAUCUGCUGUAAAACAGACAUGGCCAAAACUGCUUUUUUCAUCUCUAUUCUAAAUACCUGGAGACAGAUCUUUUAGGGAGAACUAAAUAGUGUUUUCGCUUUGCUAAGAAUGUAUUACAAUGGUACCUAAUGGAAGAGAGGAGAGAGUAGCAGGAAUAAUCUAAUGGUGCUAUUCUAUACACAUGUGAAUUCAUCCUUCUAGUCAAUAGAAUGAAAUCGUUCUAACUGGAUUGGUGUGAUUCUCUAAAAUAUACAGCUGUCAAGGUGUAUAUUACCCUGUAUUAUUUCUUGCUUCACAAUACAUGUUAGCAAUUCCUAUGGACUUUUUUUUGUAGCAUGUUUUGGGAAGAAUGCAAUUCUAAGCAUAAGCUGUGGUACUCCCCUGGCAAAUGGAAUCCACACCCAUGGAAAGGCAUAGCGAGUAGCCACAGUAACGAUUUUGGGGCUUCAGAAAGCACACAACACACAUGAAUAUCACUAAUUCUAUCAACAAAGGUUGGUUGUUUACAUUGGGUUUUGAUGAAGUAGGUGUAGUCAGGGCAAGUGCCCUAUAUCCAAACAUGUAUUACUCUACUGUACUUUAUAUUGUGUGAAUAUUUGUAAUAAAUUGGGCUGUUUCAUAUAUGACUUACAGCAACAAAAUCA